AUGCUCCUCUUACUCUCUUUCACCGCCAUCCUUUCUGCAGGCUGCACCAUGGAGAUGAACCAGACCUCCGAGCUGCUUUCUGACGGCUUGGAGCAGUGCUCAGCCUGCGACUUCCGAGAACACAGCAAGCAGCUGAGGCUCCACAGCAUCAGGUCCCAGAUCCUCAGCAUCCUGCGGCUGGAGCAGGCGCCCAACAUCAGCAGGGACAUGAUCCGCCAGCUCAUCCCCAAGGCGCCUCCUCUGACACAGCUGCUGGACCAGUACGACCCACGGGUGGAGGACGCGGAGCACACCACUACCGAGACCAUUAUCACCAUGGCAACAAAGCCAGGUCCCGUCUCCCCAGAGGAGAUGUCUUCCUGCUGCCUGUUCAGCCUGAGUCCAAAGAUCCAGCCUAAGAACAUCCUGAGCGCACAGCUGUGGGUUCACCUGCGUCCAUCCAACAUCCACACCAGUGUCUUCCUCCAGGUGUCACGCCUCAGGCCGGCCAGGGAGGGGAACACCACCAGGGUGCGGGUCCGCUCCCUGAAGAUUGACACUGAAGCUGGAGCCAGCUCCUGGCAGAGCAUUGACAUCAAAUCCCUGCUGCAGGCCUGGCUGCGGCAGCCGGAGGACAGCUAUGGGCUGGAGAUCAAGGGUUUUAACCCUGGAGGAGAAGAUCUGGCCGUGACCUCUGCAGAGCCUGGAGAGGAGGGACUGCAACCGUUCAUUGAAGUUAAGAUCUUGGACAGUUCUAAGAGAUCGCGCCGAGACUCUGGCCUGAACUGUGACGAGGAGUCUUCAGAGACCCGCUGCUGCCGCUAUCCACUCACUGUCGACUUCGAGGAGUUUGGCUGGGACUGGAUUAUUGCCCCCAAACGGUACAGAGCCAAUUACUGCUCAGGGGAGUGCGAGUUCCUUCACCUGCAACAGUAUCCGCAUGCACACCUGGUGAACAAGGCCAACCCGCGGGGCACCGUGGGACCCUGCUGCACCCCUACCAAGAUGUCGCCCAUAAACAUGCUUUACUUCAACAGCAAGGAGCAGAUCAUCUAUGGGAUGAUCAAGUCUAUGGUGGUUGACAACUGUGGCUGCUCAUGAAGCAACCAAAUAGCCUGUGGGAGGUUGAAGGAGACUAAUUCACUGGGAAAAUCAUAAAACUCCUCAAAAGAAGUACAAUUUAAGGAGAUCAAUCGCAGUAGGUUAAAAAGCUUGAUUCAGAUAAAAUGCAACUGACUGAUUGCGGGUCAUCUUUAAGACUAUGCCAGAAACCAUUUACCCCAAUGUAACACAGAAGCUUCAGUAAAUAAUAGUAAAAAAGC
Cyprinodon variegatus (sheepshead minnow) is the source of this 1301-nucleotide messenger RNA. RefSeq names its product myostatin (gene mstn). Gene Ontology annotation, molecular function: cytokine activity; growth factor activity. The coding region runs from base 1 to 1080 and encodes 359 amino acids. Lineage: Eukaryota; Metazoa; Chordata; Actinopteri; Cyprinodontiformes; Cyprinodontidae. Gene Ontology annotation, biological process: SMAD protein signal transduction. Gene Ontology annotation, cellular component: extracellular region. The record is from RefSeq and is a predicted model, not a curated record. The transcript is spliced from 3 exons.